AUGUUUGCCUUUUUUCUAAUCAAUUUCCAGCCUGGAGAUCGUGUGUAUGUAUGUCAACCCAUAACGGGGACGUAUGCGGAGUACUGUUUAGCAGAUGCAGAUAGGGUUUAUAAACUCCAUGAUAAACUCAGUUUUGAAGAAGGAGCUCUUUUACCAAUCCCUUACUUCAGCGCGCUUCGCGCUCUCACCAGAGCUCAUUUUCAACGCGGUGAUAGUGUUUUAGUACAGGGAGCUAGUGGAGCUGUCGGCCUGGCUGCUGUUCAGCUUGCGAGAGGACUUGGUGCUUCGCGUGUCUUUGGAACAGCUGGUAGCGAAAGAGGGCGCCAAAUUGUCAGAGAAAUGGGGGCGGAUGACGUAUUCGACUAUAAAGAGAGAGAUUUCAAAGAAACAGUAAAGGCGGCGAUUGGCCCAAAGGGAGUGAACGUUAUCUUGGAAACAAACGUCGACGUCAACUUCCAUUUCGAUCUCGAAAUCGUAUCCAAGCACGGUCACAUCGUGAUCGUUGGCAAGCGAGGAAUCACAUCAUGCGAUCCACAAGAGAUGGUGACAAAAGAAAGUACAGUAACCGGAAGUGCGUUAUUUUUCUGUGAUACGGAAGCGAGAUUGGACAUGCACGACACACUUUACCGCGGCGUGGAAGAAGGCUGGCUAAAACCCUACAUCGGAGGUAGAUUCAAACUUGAUGACGUCAUCGCCAGCCAUCGAGACAUAGAAACACGAAGCGGAGCGACAGGAAAAACUGUACUUACUAUUGAAUAAUAUAUUAUUGAUCUAUUUAUUUGCUUUGAGCACUAAAGAUUGUUUGGAAUUCAUUUGAUGAAUAAAGAUGUGCAAUACAACUUUUUAUUGUUUUUUUACUAAAUAUGAAAGCGUUGGAGAACAAUAAAAAGGAUCUAUUUAUAUAUUUAUAUUUUAUAUUAUACACGCAUCUUUAUAUCAUAACGAAUAGAUUACACAGAUAAUUAUGAAAAAGUACAUAGGCCCCUUUUUGACUUUCUAAUUUACUCCAUUGGCUCUCUUUUAUUAGAUAAGCAGUUUUCAGCAGCUUCUUUUUGCCGAAAAUGUUAGUAUGAAAAUUCACACUUUGUUUUAACCAAUUAUUGAUAAUGUGUAUUAGUGUAUUAGGUAGCGUGAUAUGAUGGUAGGCCCAACAAUAUUCAAUAUGUCAUAAAAAUGACAUUACGGUAAGACAUGUAAGAUAUAAUGCUGGUGGGUGUUUCAUAAAGCUGUUCGUAAGAUAAGAGCGACUUUAAGAACGACUGGUAAUCCUUCCUUGUGGUAAAUGGUAUAUUCAUUGGCGAUGGUUUAGCGCGUAAGAAAGGAUCACCAGUCGUUCUUAAAGUCGCUCUUAACUUACGAACAGCUUUAUGAAACGGCCCCCGGUAUGUUUGCAUCUAGUAAUGCCCCAUCACCCCCUUCCUCCACUUCAAUGAUUGUUGUUCAUGUUUAAUGUGGCCUUAUGCAUUUUGAAAAAAAAAAGGCGGGCAUUGGUAAAAAAGGUUUGUGAACUCGACGCGAUAUACAGCACAGUGCGUCCCACAAAAAAGGAAACCCAUCUUUUGAGUAAGAUAUCUUAAUAUUAUUGAAUGUUUAUCAAACUUUAUAGAUAAAAAAAGAAAAAUAACGAGGGGGGGGGGGGGGCUACUUAUCGUAAGAAUUGAUUUUUUUUUUCUUUCAUUCGAGACCAAAUGCUUAUUGAAAUUUUGUUCACACUUUGCGGAGUAAAAACUGGGGCAUACCCUAGCUGGACGAUUUGCGCAGAAACUCGCGCAUGAAUCUGAAUCCAGUCUCAUUUAGCGGUUAUUGCAAGAAACUUAACAAAACACUAAAAGAUAUGUUAUUGAGCAAUUCCUGUCUUACUCAGGGUCAAAGCGGGCCUGAACACAUCUAGACCCAUUCUUCUGCACAAGUUGGUUUGAAAAUGAAUUUUUCAAACUCUUGUUGCUCAUCUCAAAAUGAGAGGAAAAGUUGUUAAAAUGAAAUAUCAUAAAUUUUUUGGGUAUGUGAAAAAAAAUCACCUUACGGGGAAUCCCUGUUACCUUUUUUUGUGGGACUUACCGAUUAACAGUAUCACUAUUAUUACUCAUAUUUGUCUCGGUUUUCCGCGAAACGAUUUUGAAAGUGGGGAGGGGUAUUGAACAAACGGUUGGGAUUAAAGCUCCCACCCACCCCCCCCCCCCCCGUUUCAGAUGUCCGUCAUUCAGAAAUCACUUUAGAUGAAUCUUCUAUAUUUUGCCACCUUUUGUUAAAUCCUACACACCUAAAUCUAUGAAUAGUUGGGUCUAAGCUGGUGUAAGUAACCAUAUUGUAUACUAGUAAUAAUUUUAGCCGACAGGCGUUUUUUUUUCACGAAACGUGUGGUUGAUGACUGCAUGGACGUGGGAUAUUCAUCGCCGGGUUAUGCAAAGGCGGUGCGAAACGCCAUCGCUCGCCGUGUAUAUACUUAUAAUGUCUGUACAAUACAUUUCACAUUUUCAGUUUGUUUUUAUUGAAUUUAUUCUGAUACCUUUCGAUGCAAUAAAUUUUCUUAUAUUAUUAAGCAAAUUGAA
Messenger RNA from Lytechinus pictus (painted urchin), 2549 nucleotides. Its product is annotated as quinone oxidoreductase-like. Gene Ontology annotation, cellular component: cytosol. The coding region runs from base 1 to 759 and encodes 252 amino acids. The record is from RefSeq and is a predicted model, not a curated record. NCBI's taxonomy places the organism in Eukaryota, Metazoa, Echinodermata, Echinoidea, Temnopleuroida, Toxopneustidae. The transcript has 7 exons. Gene Ontology annotation, molecular function: NADPH binding; mRNA 3'-UTR binding; quinone reductase (NADPH) activity.